This is a messenger RNA of Durusdinium trenchii, 1577 nucleotides long. Lineage: Eukaryota; Dinophyceae; Suessiales; Symbiodiniaceae. The record is from the annotation of a GenBank genome assembly.
GAAUCCGGUUCCGUCUCAGUCUCAAAGCAUCUAACAAUUCCCGGACGCAUGGAGCCUCCCUGUGAGCCCAUCGAGUGGACGCAACCCUUGCAGCUGCCACGUGCGGGUUCUCUUUGUGCUGAUUUCUUGUGGUCACAGCCUGGCAGCUUCCAAGACAGGGAGGUCUAUGGUCAUUCAGCCUCUGUGGUUGGUGACACAGUGUGGGUCCUGGGUGGCAAGAACCAAUCGGGAAAGCGCAUCAGCGUGCACUGCUUUUGUCCAAAGACACUGACUUGGUCCAAUCGCAGCCCUGCAGACAGUAGUUAUGCUCCUUGCGCACGCUGGGGCCAUUCUGUGUGCGAGGUGCCAGGAGCUUUGCUUCUUGUUGUGGGCGGCUUUGAUCAGAAGCACAAUCUGCGAGACACUUGGGGCUUGGACACUGAGGACGGCAGCUUUGUUGAUCUUUGCGAUGACUUGCUUAUUUUUGGUGCAUACCACUCAAUUGUCUUCGAUGACGCCACCAGCUGCAUCGUGCUCUUUGGAGGGCAGUGCUGUGUGAAUGGGCCAUAUGAGUACUACAAUGAUGUUCACGUUCUCGACUAUGCUGAUCCAUCUGAAGAAACUCCAGGCUGGCUGCCAGCUCUGGUAAAGGGCAAUGCCCCAGCUCCCCGGGCUCAGCAUGGGGCUGUGUUGGCUUUCGAGAUGUGUUGGUGCAACACCAUGCAGCGCAGAUCAAAGAUGGUAGUCUAUGGCGGGGCGGAUGCUCACCAUCAGUUCAACGACGUUUGGAUGCUCGACUUGGUAAACUAUACUUGGCAGGAGCUCCGCCCAAGCAACUUGAGCGAGCCUCCCCCGCCCGUGGAGGCCUUGCAAGAACAGCAUUUCCGAGUGAAGUCGUCCAGGAGCAUUUUAGGCCUACACGAGAUGAAGCUUAUGGUUCUUGGCCAGGGAAGGGGGCGCUCAUCGAAGAAGUAUGGCCUCUACGUGUUCGAUCUUCAACGGCAGGAGUGGAAGAUAGCUCCGACCAUGCAGGGCCGGCCCCUGUGGCGUGGCAAUGCCGCUGGGUGGAUCUCCCACGAUGAGCUUUGGGUGCACGGGGGCCAUCUCGGGGAUGAUACUCAACCACGCCAGGUGGUCUUGCGCCUGCAAAGCGGGCCGACGGCCUUGAUCCAGAGGACAGUGAGAGGCAUCGUGGCGUUGCCGCAUGAGAACUUGAAACUCGUCUUCAGCUUUCUGAGUGGAUCAGUGGCAGACCUACUGUGGUCUUGAUCUGCCUGGCUGCAUUUUCUGGGCGGAUGAAGGACAGUCUGGAAUGUGAUGCCAAUCUUCUGCAGCUUUGCCAGUUCGUUCACAGCUUCUUGCAAAGAGUGGUGUGUGCCACGAAUGGCAGACGCCACGGCGGUUUUUCAGUCUCAUAAGGAUUGGUAUCAGACCAGAUGGUACCGGCAUGUGGAUAGAUUUGUAACAAAACUGUAGCCCACGAUGCCGACUCCAUUUUCCUGUCAAUUUGCUCAAGAGGGUUUUAGUUGCGUUGAGCAUGUUGGGCCACAGUACCCAAUAAAUAUCACGGGUGAGUUCAACAGUCAGCCGACUUUCCA